Messenger RNA from Myxocyprinus asiaticus (Chinese sucker), 9638 nucleotides. Its product is annotated as latent-transforming growth factor beta-binding protein 4-like. The record is from RefSeq and is a predicted model, not a curated record. The transcript is spliced from 40 exons. The coding region runs from base 149 to 6457 and encodes 2102 amino acids. Gene Ontology annotation, molecular function: calcium ion binding; transforming growth factor beta binding. NCBI's taxonomy places the organism in Eukaryota, Metazoa, Chordata, Actinopteri, Cypriniformes, Catostomidae.
AGUCCAACUCAGAGCAGAGAUGAUGGAGAGGACACCGUUACAAUGAAUGACGGCCAUCAGCAUUGACGGAUUACUCUGCAGAAGUGAUAUUAUCUUACAUUCAGCGCAAUAACACUUGGACAACUUAUCCAUUUUCAUCGGAAUAACGAUGUCAGAACUACGCAGAUUGUCAUUUUGCAUGUCCGGAAGUCUGUUUAUUCUUUCAUUCGCGAUCGUAAACUUACCAUCACCCAGUGAUCAGAUGUCUUCUCAUCGGUGCCAGCACACCGCUCAUGAUCACAUUCAUCCUGUUCAAUUCAGGAGCAAAUCACAGAGACACAGACAUCAGACCAGCUCAACACGAAUACAGAUAGAUUUAAAAGGGCCCAACGUUUGUGGGUCCAGGUGCUGCCUUUCAUGGUUAGUCAACCCCAAGACUAGACAAUGCACAAAACCAAGGUGUCAUCCUCGAUGUCAUAAUAAAGCAGUGUGUCGCUGGCCAAACAUCUGUCAGUGUCGUCCAGGCUUCCACGGCCAUCGCUGUGAACAUGCUAGUGUCACCCCAACCCUGAGCACCUGGUUAGAAGCACAGCCUGGACCCAUCACACCCUCAUCUGUAAUCAUGUUUGCAGUCACAGCAGUAACCACCACCACACCGGUGUCAGCAACCACAAACCAGAACCUCUCCAUGUCCCACUCAGAUCAAGCUUCCAGAGAUACCAGUGCAGAAGUCAGAAAGACAUACUCAUCACACUGGCAACCACUCAGUUUAAAGGAGACCCAGUCAGUCCUGUUGAAGAGAGUGCUGUCCAGUGGAACUGGCGGAGAAAAGAUCACAAGUGUUAUACUGAAAUACAUUGAAUCAGUGCGAAGCAGACUGGAGUCUUCCUCCUCGGACUCAGCAACCCAACUCUCCAGCAUAAAGACAUUCCACACUCAACAUGGCCAGUACACCCUUAUUUACACAGCAGCCAACGCUCAGCCGUCAUCCAGCCAACGUUCAUCAGGAGUGAUCCGCGGGGGUACAGAGCGAAUCAAAGUUCUCUUCACCCCAACCAUCUGCAAACUACGCUGUCCGCAGGGACGAUGCACCAACUUCUGCGAGCGUGGAAAUGUUACCACUAUCUACAACAGUGAGCAGGGAGGAGAAACACCUGGAUCUGGCUUCAGAGUGUUCUUGUGUCCGAUGUUGUGUAAGAACGGAGGUGUAUGCAAACAGAAGGAUCAAUGUCUCUGCCCGCCCAACUUCACUGGAAAGUUCUGCCACAUCCCCGUCUCCACGACCUCCUCCAAUGACAUCGAGAAACCACUGCCAAAUCCUGUCAAUUCAGCCAAUCAGCCGAUGACUUCUGAGUACAUCCUGCCUCUGCAGACUCCUGAGCAAAGCAACACCAAUGGUUCUCCUAUGGUGAAGGUAAGAGUUCAGCACCCUCCUGAAGCCAGCGUAAAAAUCCACCAGGUGCUGAAGGUGGGUUAUGGCCCCACUGUAAACGAGCACUCUGAAACUGUCACCUGGUCCGCUGGGCUUUCUGGUGUCCAACCUCGUCAGCUGCCAGGAGAAAGAGCAGAGGCCCUACCCCCACGAAUACAAGCCCAGACCAUACGCAGAGAUUCGGUCUACACGGAAUCGUCUGGCUUCAAAUACUGUUUCAGAGAUGUCCGCAAUGGACAGUGUAGUUCUCCUUUACCUGGCCUGCGGAGUCAGGAGACAUGCUGCAGAAGUGUGGGAAUGGCCUGGGGCAUCAACGAGUGCACGCUCUGCCCACCAGGCUCAGGAAAUACAGUUAAUGGACAGGGGAGCUGCCCAAAAGGCUUUGAGAGGAUCAAUGGGACGCAUUGUGUAGAUAUUAACGAGUGUUUGCAGCCGGGUUUCUGUGAGAAUGGCAAUUGUGUAAACACCCGGGGAAGCUACACUUGUAUCUGCAAAUUGGGCUACUUAUUGGACGCCUCUCAUGGAAUCUGCAUCUCACAGAAAGUGAUCUCGGAAGAGAAGGACCAGUGUUUCCGUAUCGUCAACCAGGGCUCCUGCUCACUGCCCAUCCUGAGAAACAUCACCAAACAAAUCUGCUGCUGCAGUCGAGUUGGCAAAGCCUGGGGAAAGAAGUGUGAGUUAUGUCCUCACUUUGGCUCAGCUGCCUUUAAAGAGAUCUGUCCUGCUGGACCGGGGUAUCAUUACUCUGCAUCGGCUCUCAAGUUUAACCAGAGGCUGGCCGAGACACUUGGCACCGGUGGACCGCUACUGGUUUCUGAAAAUGGCCGCACAUCCAUACUUGACAAAGGAUCCCAACCUGCAUUGCCUGACAGCUCCAGAACACACUCUACAAUCAGAGUCCAACAACCGUCAAGUCCUGAGACACGAUACCCACGACCGACCAACACACAAACUAUUAGAGUUCAACAACCUACAAGACCACAGCAACCUAAUACAGGCUCACAGUCUGGUUCAGUCAUCGUUAUAACUCAACCGAAACCAAACCUGUCAACCGACAGCGGAUCUCAAACCACUAAUGCCAGACCUCAGCAGCCUUCCAGUGUCCGUCCUGGGAAUGCCACCACAGCAACCAGCCAGCCAACCAAAGUGAUCACGCCUGUUCUCCAUAUGCAGACUAGCCGGCCCUCUGUUAACAAACAGCCAAUAUCUCCAGCCAGAGCACUUCCAGUUCCAGCUACACCCCGCCCACUUAUGCCAAGACAAGAUACACGAGUGUGUGAAUCAAGAUCUCAGGUGUGUGGGCCGGGUCGCUGUAUUGACCUGCCAGGUGGCCGACACACCUGUGUGUGCAACACUGGAUAUAUACUCAACCCUCAACAAGGCUACUGCCAAGACAUAAAUGAGUGCCUGUUAACACCCAGGCCGUGCUCUGUGGGACAGUGUGAGAAUACAGCAGGCAGUUUCCGCUGUGUGUGCCCAUCAGGAUACCAGACCAACUCACAGCAGACACAGUGUAUCGAUGUUGAUGAGUGCCGUCAGGUGCCCAAUUCCUGUAUUAACGGCCGAUGUGAAAACACACUUGGCAGCUUCAGGUGUGUGUGUAGAAUUGGAUUCGAGCUACAGGAGAACACUUGUAUAGACAAAGAUGAGUGUGUUGACCCUCUUCGGUGCAAUGACCAGGAGUGUGUGAACACUCAGGGGUCAUAUAGGUGUGUUUCCUGUAAGCCUGGCUUUGAUCUACUCAAUGGACAGUGCUCAGAUAUUGAUGAAUGUCGUCAGACACCUUCCCCCUGUUCAGAGGGCAGCUGUGAGAACACACAAGGCAGUUACAGAUGUGCCUGCCGAACCGGAUACAGACCCCAGGCCAACACCUGUGUGGAUGUGGAUGAGUGUGAUGACCCAUUGAAGUGUUCUGGUCAGGAGUGUGUGAACUCUCAGGGUUCGUACAGGUGUGAGUCGUGCAGACCUGGCUUCAGUCUUGUCAAUGGAAGAUGCUCAGAUGUUGAUGAAUGUCGCCAGACACCACCUCCUUGUUCAAACGGUCAGUGUGAGAACACACCUGGCAGCUUCAGGUGUGAGUGCAGAACUGGAUACAAGCUGCAGGGCACCACCUGCAGAGAUGUGAACGAGUGUGAAGAUCCAUCUCAAUGUCCCGGUCAGGAGUGUGUGAACUCUCAGGGAUCUUAUAGGUGUGUUUCCUGCAGGCCUGGAUUUGGCCUUAAAAACGGAGCAUGCUCAGAUAUUGAUGAGUGCCGUCAGACUCCUGCACUGUGUGCUAAUGGACGCUGUGAGAAUACCUUGGGUAGUUACAGCUGUGUGUGUCGGUCUGGAUUCAGACUGGACGGAAACCUCUGCAUAGAUGUGAACGAGUGUGAGAAUGAACAGUGCCCAGGGAAAGCGUGUGUUAACUUGGUCGGUUCAUUCAAGUGUGUCUCCUGCCAGCCGGGCUUUGAGGUUCUUAAUGGCUAUUGUCAAGACAUAGACGAAUGUAGCCAAAAUCACACACGCUGCACUAAUGGCCAAUGCAAGAACACUCCAGGCAGCUUUAGGUGUGUGUGUGAUGCAGGCUUUCGGCUUGAGGACAGCGCUUGCACAGACAUUGAUGAAUGUUUGGACCAACUGCAGUGUCCCGGUCAGCAGUGCGUCAAUUCUCCUGGCUCGUACAAGUGUGUUCCUUGCAGGGAUGGCCACAGCAUGCAGAAUGGACGCUGCACAGAUAUUGAUGAAUGUCUUAGCACUCAGAUAUGUGGGUCGCAGAGUCUGUGUGUGAACACAGAUGGGUCCUAUCGCUGUGACUGCUUACCAGGAUACCGGGCAGCUGGUGCCCGUCGCCAAUGCCGAGACAUUAACGAGUGUCUGGAAGGGGAUUUCUGUUUUCCAAGCGGUGAGUGUGUGAACACAGACGGCUCUUAUAAGUGUGUUUGCGCACAAGGCUACAAAAGCAGCAUUAAUGGGACGUCCUGCCAAGAUGUUGAUGAGUGCGCACAAGAGGGAGUUUGCCAGGAUGGCCGCUGCACCAAUACAGAAGGCUCAUUCCUGUGCCAUUGCCAAACUGGCUUUACUACCAACCCAGAGAAAACAGCCUGUCUGGAUGUAAAUGAGUGUGAGGACUCAGAAGGGGCAGUGUGUGGAUCACAACGCUGUGAGAACACCAUUGGCUCUUUCCGCUGUGUGACAUCCUGUGAGCCUGGAUACCACAUCACUGCCACGGGAGAGUGUGUGGACAUCAAUGAGUGUGCCAAUGAGACAGUGUGUGGACAGCACACCUUCUGUCAGAAUUUGAUUGGCACAUAUCAGUGUUUCUGUGACCAGGGCUACGAGUCCACAGGCGAUGGGCAGGCUUGUGUUGAUAUAAAUGAGUGUGAGACGAUGCAGGGUGUGUGUGGAUCUGCACGCUGCUGGAAUGUAGAGGGAUCUUUCACAUGCGAGUGUGAGAAUGGACUGGAGGAAUUUGAGCCGCACUCAGGGCAGUGUGUGAACAGAGUGAGCUCAGGUCAACUGGGUCAGUCUGGUGGAUCCUCAUCUUCCUCAGGUGGCCGUGGUUCUGGUGGGUCCUCUGGGUCAGGAUCUGGCUCUCUGCCACAGGCUCGGCCUGGAGAACUGAGAGAGUGUUACUACGGCAUCUCUCAGCCAUACUCAUGCAAGAUAUUGGAUCAGAACACCACACUACAGGAGUGCUGCUGUACUGUUGGACAGGGCUGGGGCCUCCUCUGCCAGUAUGAUAUCUGCCCUGAGGCCGGAACAGUGGAAUUCCAAUCAUUGUGUCCCAAUGGAAGGGGGUAUGUUACCACAGAAACGGGAGCAUUCAGCUACAAGGAUGUGGAUGAGUGUAAGCUGUUUGAUCUAGAGGUGUGUAAGGGUGGAGUGUGUGUCAACAACAUUCCUGGAUAUGCCUGUUACUGCUCCAAUGGAUUCUACUUUGAAGUAGAGCUGCUGGAGUGCAUUGAUAAUAAUGAAUGUGACAGUGAGCAUGCUUGUCCGGAUGGUACGUGUGUAAAUACACUGGGCACGUUUUACUGUACGUGUGAGCCCCCUCUAGUGUUGGAUGACACACAGCGCAACUGCAUCAAUGCAAGUGGCAAUACUGAGGAUGAAAACUUAAAUUUCUGUUGGCGUCACGUCACUGCUAGUCUGGUGUGUCAGAGUCCUUUGUUAGGAGCUCAGUUGACCUUCACUGAGUGCUGCUGUUUGUAUGGAGAGGCUUGGGGUCUACAAUGUGCUCUCUGCCCUCGCAGAGACGAAGAGGCCUUUGAGGCUCUGUGUAAUGAGCUGGGUCCUCCUCCUUACUCACCUCGGUAUUAUGAGCCAGGGCCUGGGAGAGGAGGAUACCUCCCACCUUACACCCCCCCUGAGUAUACCGAACCCCUGCCUGGACGCCCAGAUUACCUCCCUACUGACUAUGAUGACUACAGCCCUGGGGGAGCAGGUGGAAGGAGGUCUGGGCUGAGAUCCAGACCACCCACAUCAUAUGGACUACCAGACUCCCCCUACAGACGGCCAGCCGCAGGAAGUCGUUAUUAUGAGGAGGAGGAUUAUGAAACUGCCCCCGGUCCUCCUUUUGGUGUCCCGGAUCCUCGCAGUGAGCGAGCAUUUGAGGCGCGACCCCUGCCAGCCCGCCCAGAGGGACUCCCGCUAAGCUUGGCCCCCCUCCCUGAUAACUCCCCCUACAGCGAAGGUGAGGAGGAGGAGACAUGGAGAGCCCCGCCCCCAUUUCCAAUCUUUCCCGACAGACGAGAGGGGCCACAGAGAGUUUAUGAGCGAAGGUACGAACCAUAUGGAAGUCUGAGUUCAGAAGAGUGUGGCAUCCUCCAGGGUUGUGAGAAUGGUCGCUGUAUCCGUGUUGCGGAAGGUUACACCUGUGAUUGUUAUGAUGGUUAUCAGCUCGACAUCACCACAAUGAAUUGCACAGAUGUGGAUGAAUGUGAGGAGGAAGACACAAUAGACUGUAUUAAUGGUCGGUGUGUGAACACAGAAGGCUCGUACAGGUGUGUGUGUCUCAGGGGAUUCAUCAUGUCUCGAAGACCCAACCACUGCAUUCCUGCUUGAUCACACCAAAAUACACAAACACAGUAUCAUGGGAUUUACACUUUGUACACACUGAUGUAUACAAAACUGGACUUUGUACCUUCUGUCAGACAAUACUAGUGUUUUUUUGUUGUUGUUUUUUUUCUCCACCAGGUCAGUAGUGUUAUAAUAUUAUUUUUAAAUAUUUUCCCUCCACAUUGCUGUAAAUUGUGUAUUUUUUAUACUUUAUUUCCAAUAUUUGCGUGUAUAUCAAUAAGUCUAAUUCUGCAGCUUUACACAAUACACCCAUGAAAGACUCAAUACUGUUGUACUCAAUAGAAGUUAUAUGUUAACUGUAUAUGACAUGACUUUGAAUGAAUAUCUUGAUGUUUGUUGGAAUCCGAAUGCUUAUAAUUAAGAUCCGUGCAACCAUAUAAACCAAAAGUGCUUUAAAACAAAUUAUAUUGUUUACUCAGAUUUCAUAUUUAUAUAUCCAUAUCAGUGAAGGCAAUUCUUUGGAUACUAUAUACACCGAUCAGCCACAACAUUAAAACCACCUGCCUAAUAUUGUGAAGGUCCCCCUCAUGCCGCCAAAACAAUGCCAACCCACAUCUCAGAAUAGCAUUCUGAGAUGCUAUACUUCUCACCACAAUUGUACAGUGCGGUUAUCUGAGUUACUGUAGCCUGUUUAGUUCGAACUAGUCUGGCCAUUCUCUGUUGACCUUUCUCAUCAACAAGGCAUUUCUGUCCACACAACUGCCACUCACUAGAUGUUUUUUUGUUUUUGCCACCAUUCAGAGUAAAUUCUUGAGACUGUUGUGCGUGAAAAUCCCAGGAGAUCAACAGUUACAGAAAUACUCAAACCAGCCCAUCUGGCACCAACUAUCAUGCCACGGUCCAAAUCACUGAGAUAAAAAAAAACGUCCCAUUCUGAUGGUUGAUGUGAACAUUAACUGAAGCUCCUGACAUAUAUCUGCAUGAUUUUAUGCACUGCAAUGCUGCCACACGAAUGGCUGAUUAGAUAAUCUCAUGGAUGAUUGUUGGUGCCAGGCGGGCUGGUUUGAGUAUUUCUGUAACUGCUGAUCUCCUGGGAUUUUCAUGCACAACAGUCUCUAGAAUUUAUUCCGAAUGGUGACAACAAAAAAAAAAAACAUCCAGCGAGCAGCAGUUCCGCGGACGGAAAUGCCUUGUUGAUGAGAGAAAUCAAUAGAGAAUGGCCAGACUGGUUCAAAUUGACAAAGUCUAUGGUAACUCAGAUAACCACUCUGAGAUGUGGGUUGGCGCUAUUUUGGCGGUACAAGGGGGAUCUACACAAUAUUAGGCAGAUAGUUUUAAUGUUGUGGCUGAUCGGUGUAUAAAUGUUUUUACAUGAAAAAAAUUUUCCCAUGUAACUUCGAUGUCUGAGAAAAGAUCAUUUUUCUUUUUUUUUUUUUUGGGCUUUCUUUCGUCUGUUAAAAAGUUUUCUGUCACCAUAAAUGUUAUGUCUAUGAUGGCCGAGGGGUGCACAAAACAACCAAAUUAUCAAAAAACCUGAAAACACAACGGAAAUAACCCACAACACAACAAAAUUAAACCACAAAACAAUGGGAAAACCACAACACAACAGAAAUAACCCAUAACUCAUCGAAAUUAAGCCACAACACAACGGAAAAACCACAACACAAUGGAAAAAGGCCACAACACAACAAAAUUAAGCCACAGAUCAAUGGAAAUAAGUUACAACAUGACAAAAUAAGACACAACACAACCAAAGUAUCAGAAAAGAAAUAGUUAUAAAAACGCUGUUAUUAUUUGUCCUUAAGUGAUCUGGCCAGUACCUGGUUGGGUUUCUACCAGAACUCUUAAUGCACAUAACUUCAUCAAUAUUUGCUUGAAUCCAUACCAGGCAAUGAUGCGAAAAUGACGUCACAGUGCCUGCAGCUAUUCUUACAUAUCGCCAGCUCUUAUAAUGUGUCUCACAAAAAAUGGGCUGUAUGCAGGCUGUUGCCCUAGCUCGGACAACGAACUAAGUGUUCCCCUGAAAUCUUUUAGUGACUUGCAGUGGGAUGAGCAGCUCCCAGCGUCUUUCGAGCAUUCUCAUGAUCUCUCGUGCAUUGAAUCAGACUGCCACACAACUUAAAAUACAUUGAAAAAUAUUCAUUUUGUGUUGAUUUCUCUGUGCUGUGGCUUCUAUAUAUUUGUGUUGUUGCUUUAAUUCAUUGUGUUGUGGCUUAUUUCCAUUGUAUUUUCUUCUAUUUGGUUUGCUAAUUUGGUUGUGUUGUGCACUUCUCGGCCACUGUAAUUGUCACAUAACUAAAUGCACUGUAUUUGUGGGAGGAAAAUGCAGUUGUGUAAGUUUUUACACAACUACUAUUGUAAAUUUUUUAAAGAUGUUUCAGAUGUGUUACAUAAUUUCAUGCGUUUUAAGUUUUGAUAUACUGUAUGUUGAAACUAUUUGAAAAUAUAUUUGCACACCUUCCAUUGUAUUGCAUUGUUUUUGCUUUUAAAACAGUAUAUUUGUUGAUAAGCUUCCUGAAAACCAACUCAGAAUUGUAAUUUGAGGAUAAUUUGAUUUUAAUUUCCAGCUUGAUAAAGAUCAUUAGGGCCCAAGCACUGAAUGUGUGGAGACCCUAUUGUUCAUCUAAGGAUUAUUAUUAUUAUUAUGGCCCAAGCACUGAAAGUACGGAGACCCUAUUGUUCUUCUAAGGAUUAUUAUUAUUAUUCCUUUCAAGGUUUUCUGUAAUUUUGGGUUACUUAACGUGCAUGAAAACUCUGCCAAUAGGGCUGGGCAAAGUUGCAGGGGGAGCUCUGUAGCACCCCCUUGAAAAUGGGCAUGUAAGGGGGGCCCUGUAACACCACCAUUUUCAACUACAGUCACCAAAAUUGGUACAUAUAUAGUUCUCAUAAAGCCGAACAACUUUCAUACUCACAGUCAUUAGCUCCGCUCAACAGGAAGUUGGCCAUUUUGGAUUUUCUGAAAAUCGCAGACUCUGAACUUUUAAAUACUCCUCCUAUGGCUGUGGUUCCCAAGCUUUUUACGGUGGCAUACCUCUCCAAACAUUCAACAUCCUUUCGCGUACCCCCUCUCUAAUGCAUAGAUAACAUUCACACAAGGAAUUGAAAAUAUGUAUAUUUAACACAAUUAUCUUUGUAAAGCAACUUCCUUAUAUUAAACGUUAUAUUUGUACAUGUCUUGUACAUGUUAUAUGAAUCAUUUACAUACUGAAUGAAUGGCUUACCAAUU